This is a messenger RNA of Myripristis murdjan (pinecone soldierfish), 10434 nucleotides long. It is a transcript of the gene frya, whose product is annotated as furry homolog a (Drosophila). Lineage: Eukaryota; Metazoa; Chordata; Actinopteri; Holocentriformes; Holocentridae. Gene Ontology annotation, cellular component: cell cortex; site of polarized growth. The transcript is spliced from 61 exons. Gene Ontology annotation, biological process: cell morphogenesis; neuron projection development. The record is from RefSeq and is a predicted model, not a curated record. The coding region runs from base 277 to 9276 and encodes 2999 amino acids.
GAUUGAGAGAGAGAGACAGAGAGAGUAUGGAGGGGGCUGAGAGAGGGAGAUAGAGGGAGAGAGAGACGGCUGACAGCCAAGGACAGGACACGGGAGGAGGAGGGGUAGAGCAGCGGCGGUGUGUUUUCUCUGGGUCUCGUCAGUGCCACAGCGUUGUGCGCGUCAUAGAGAGGUGACAGCGGGUUCUACCUGCUGGUCCCAGCUCAGCUGCUGCUGCUGCUACUGGAGGGAAACCACAACAACUAGAAGGGGGACACUCAACAGGGAGCUGCAGCAAUGGCCAGCCAGCAGGAUUCAGGCUUCUUUGAAAUCAGCAUCAAAUCCCUGCUGAAAUCAUGGAGCGGCACCUCGCCCGUGGGGAACGGAUACAGUAAACCCUCCAUCCCUCCAGUCUGCUGUCCUCAGGGAGAGAAGGGUCCCCCAGCCAUGAUGCCCAUCAGCAUCGACCCAGAGAGCAAGCCGGGCGAGUACGUCCUCAAGAGCCUGUUCGCCAACUUUACCACACAGUCGGAGCGCAAGAUCCGCAUCAUUAUGGCUGAGCCGCUGGAAAAGCCAUUGACAAAGUCACUGCAGAGGGGUGAAGAUCCUCAGUUUGACCAAUUGAUAAGCACCAUGAGCUCCUUGGCUGAGUACUGCCUCCCCUCCAUCCUGCGCACUUUGUUUGACUGGUACAAGAGACAGAACGGACUAGAGGAAGAGCUGCACGAGUACCGCCCCAGAGCCAACACCAAGUCCAAAAAUGAUGAGCAGCAGAGGGAUUACCUACUUGAAAGGAGGGAUUUGGCUAUUGACUUCAUCUUCUCUCUUGUACUUAUAGAAGUUUUAAAACAGAUGCCGCUCCAUCCGGUCCUCGACACUUUGGUCAAUGAAGUUAUUAACUUGGCCUUUAAGCACUUUAGAUACAAAGAGGGAUACCAUGGUCCUAACACUGGCAACAUGCACACUGUAGCAGACCUCUAUGCAGAAGUCAUAGGAGUAUUAGCCCAGUCCAAGUUUCCUGCUGUGAAGAAGAAGUUUAUGACUGAGCUAAAGGAGCUGAGGCAGAAAGAGCAGAGUCCCUACGUAGUCCAGAGUACCAUCAGUCUCAUCAUGGGGGUCAAGUUCUUCCGCGUUAAGAUGUAUCCUGUCGAGGAUUUUGAAGCCUCUUUUCAGUUCAUGCAGGAGUGUGCCCAGUAUUUCCUGGAAGUCAAGGACAAGGACAUUAAGCACGCCUUGGCUGGCCUCUUUGUAGAAAUUUUAGUUCCUGUUGCAGCAGCUGUGAAGAAUGAGGUGAACGUACCCUGUCUGAGGAACUUUGUGGAGAGUUUAUACGACACAACCCUGGACUUGUCCUCAAGAAAGAAGCACUCGCUGGCUUUUUACCCGCUGGUGACAUGCCUGCUGUGCGUCAGCCAGAAACAGUUCUUCCUCAACAGAUGGCAUGUUUUCCUCAACAACUGCCUCUCCAAUCUCAAGAGUAAAGAUCCUAAAAUGGCCCGUGUUGCUCUGGAGUCCCUGUAUCGUCUGCUAUGGGUCUACAUGAUCAGAAUCAAGUGUGAGAGCAACACUGCAACCCAGGGUCGCCUCAACACCAUUGUUACGACCCUUUUCCCCAAAGGAUCACGCAGUGUGGUGCCCAGAGACAUGCCCCUCAAUAUCUUUGUAAAAAUCAUACAGUUUAUUGCACAGGAAAGACUUGAUUUUGCCAUGAAAGAGAUUAUCUUUGACCUUCUUUGUGUUGGAAAACCUGCAAAAGCCUUUAGUCUUAAUCCCGAGAGAAUGAAUAUUGGUCUGAGAGCAUUCCUGGUCAUAGCUGAUAAACUGCAGCAGAAGGAUGGCGAGCCUCCCAUGCCCAACACUGGUUGCAGUUUGCCCUCUGGGAACACACUCCGAGUGAAGAAGACCUACCUAAGCAAAACUCUGACAGAUGAUGAAGCCAAAGUCAUUGGUAUGUCACAGUAUUACUUUCAAGUCCGGAAGGCUAUUGACAACAUCCUCCGACACCUGGAUAAGGAGGUGGGGCGCUGCAUGAUGAUGACUAAUGUUCAGAUGUUGAACAAGGAGCCUGAGGACAUGAUCACGGGUGAAAGGAAGCCCAAGAUCGACUUGUUCAGGACGUGUGUCGCUGCCAUCCCUCGGAUCCUGCCUGAUGGGAUGUCCAAGCCAGAGCUGAUAGACCUGCUCUCUCGGUUGACAAUCCACAUGGACGAUGAGCUACGACUCAUAGCCCAGAAUUCCUUGCAGAGUCUCCUGGUGGAUUUCUCCGACUGGCGUGACGAGGUCUUGUUUGGCUACACCAACUUCCUGUUGCGUGAGGUCCAAGACACCCACCAGGGAAUGCUAGAUACGUCUCUCAAACUGCUGCUGCAGCUGCUCACACAGUGGAAACUAACACUGGCCACCCCAGGGAAGAGCUAUGACACUGCGAAGCUGCUGCAGUCGAGUGCGAGUCACAGGGUCCCUGCGGAGCGGAGCCCCCACUCCACUGUGCUGCACGCCGUGGAGGGACUAGCGCUGGUGCUGCUGUGCUCCUGUCAGCUGAGCACCCGCAGGCUCGCCAUCGCCAUCAUGAAGGAGAUUCGCAGUCUUUUUAUGACGAUUGGACAGUCUGAGGAUGAUGAUAAACCUAUGAUCGAGGUUAUGGACCAGCUCAGCUCUGUAAUCCUGGAAAGUUUUGUCAAUGUGGCAGUUUCUGACACAGCCACCAUGCCAACAGGCCACCAUGUGGAUCUUCAGUGGCUGGUGGAGUGGAAUGCGCUGCUGGUCAACAGUCACUACGACAUCAGGAGCCCCUCGCACGUGUGGAUCUUUGCCCAAUCUGUGAAGGACCCCUGGGUGCUGUGUGUGCACAGCUUCCUCCGCCAGGACAACCUGCCGAAGCACUGUCCCACCGCGCUCAGCUACGCCUGGCCCUACGCCUUCACCCGAAUGCAGCUGCUCAUGCCCUUGGUGGACCCGAAUAACCCGGUGUAUGCGAAGAAGACGAGCACCUCCGGCAGUGGUGACAGUUACGUGACACUGUGGAGGAACUAUCUCAUCCUUUGCUUUGGUGUGGCCAAGCCCAGUAUCAUGAGCCCCGGCCAUCUGAGAGCGUCGACACCUGAGAUCAUGGCCGCCACACCUGACAGUGGUGUCAGCUACGAUACCAAGGUAAUUGGGAGUCCAUCUGUGGCUUGGCUGCUGAAACAGUUGGUACCACUGAUGAGGGCAGAGAGCAUUGAGCUGACUGAAUCAUUAGUCCUGGGCUUUGGUCGCACCAACUCCCUCGUUUUCAGGGAACUCGUGGAGGAGCUACAUCCACUAAUGAAAGAGGCGCUGGAAAGAAGACCAGAGAAUAAGAAGAGGCGGGAGCGGCGAGACCUCCUGAGGCUGCAGCUGCUGCGGAUCUUUGAGCUGCUGGCCGACGCAGGCGUCAUCAGUGACAGUACAAAUGGGGCUCUGGAACGUGACACCCUGGCCCUGGGCGCUCUGUUCCUGGAAUAUGUGGACUUAACCCGGAUGCUUCUGGAAGCGGAGAAUGACAAAGAUGCAGAUAUACUCAAGGACAUUCGAGCUCACUUCAGCGCCAUGGUGGCCAACCUCAUCCAGUGUGUGCCAGUGCACCACAGGCGUUUCCUGUUCCCACAGCAGAGCCUUCGGCAUCACCUCUUCAUCCUCUUCAGUCAGUGGGCUGGUCCUUUCAGCAUUAUGUUCACCCCACUUGACCGCUACAGUGACAGGAACCACCAGAUCACUCGAUACCAGUAUUGUGCUCUGAAGGCUAUGUCUGCUGUGCUGUGCUGCGGGCCAGUGUUUGAUAACGUUGGCCUCUCUCCAGAUGGAUACCUCUAUAAGUGGCUGGAUAAUAUACUAGCCUGCCAGGAUCAGCGGGUUCACCAGCUUGGCUGUGAGGUGGUCAUUCUGCUCCUGGAGCUCAACCCCGACCAGGUCAACCUUUUCAACUGGGCUGUGGAUCGCUGCUACACAGGCUCCUACCAGCUCGCCUCGGGCUGCUUCAAAGCCAUAGCUACUGUCUGUGGCAGCAGGAACUACCCAUGUGAUAUAGUGACACUGCUGAAUCUGGUGCUUUUUAAGGCGUCAGACACCAACAGAGAAAUCUAUGAGAUUUCAAUGCAGCUAAUGCAGAUUCUUGAAGCUAAGCUCUUUGUAUAUUCUAAGAAGAUCGCAGAGCAGAAGCCCAGCAGCAUCCUCUAUGGCACCCACGGACCACUGCCACCCCUUUACAGCGUCUCCCUGCCUCAACUCUCCAGCCAGCUGGCCAGGAUGUACCCUGAGCUCACACUUCCUCUAUUCUCAGAGGUUAGCCAGAGGUUCCCCACCACCCAUCCCAACGGGAGACAGAUCAUGUUAACCUACCUCCUGCCAUGGCUCACAAACAUCGAGCUGGUGGAUAGCGGCCUGCUGCUGCCAGCCGCCACGCAGUGCAACCCGGAUUAUGAGGUUUCCAGUCGCACAAACAGCUCGGGGUCCCACCAGCUGAAGGGCACCGGGUGGGGCUCCCUGCAUGCCACAUCCAUGGUUCUCAACAACCUCAUGUACAUGACUGCAAAGUAUGGGGACGAUGUACCUGGACCAGAGAUGGAAAAUGCCUGGAAUGCAUUAGUCAGCAAUGAGAAGUGGAGCAAUAAUCUGAGAACCACACUCCAGUUUCUCAUCAGCCUGUGCGGCGUCAGCAGUGACACCACCCUGCUGCCCUAUAUCAAGAAGGUAGUAAUCUAUCUGUGUCGGAACAACACCAUCCAAACCAUGGAGGAGCUGAUAUUUGAGUUACAACAGACUGAUCCGGUCAAUCCUGUGGUGCAGCACUGUGAUAGCCCUCCUUUCUAUCGCUUCACUGCCACCAGCAAGGCCUCGGCAGCCGCCUCAGGCACCACAUCCAGCAGCAACACCGUCGUUGCUGGCCAGGAGAACUUUCCUGACACAGAUGAUACUAAAGCUGCAAAGGAGAGUGAGGAGAGACUAAGCCACAUAAUGCGAGCUCACAGCCGCCUGGAGUCUCGCUACAGCAACAGCUCGGGAGGAUCCUACGACGAGGAGAAGAGUGAGCCUCUGCCCCCGUACGCCAGCUGGUUGAUGACUGUCGUGGAGACCAAUCAGCCCCACCCUCUGCCCAUGCCUCUGAACGGAGGCUGCUGGGCCCCACUGGUGGACUUCUUGCCAGAAACCAUCACUCCAAGAGGACCACUGCACAGGUGUAACAUCGCAGUCAUCUUCAUGACAGAGAUGGUGGUGGACCACAGUGUGAGAGAGGACUGGGCGCUGCACCUGCCAUUACUGCUACAUGCCCUCUUUUUGGGUAUGGAUCACUACCGGCCCGAGGUGUUUGAGCACAGCAAACGUCUCCUCCUCCACCUGCUCAUCACAUUAUCCUGCAACAACAACUUCCAGGUCGUCGCCUCUGUACUGCUGCAGACACGGGAGAUCAAUGGCAGCAAGACCCUGACCUGCAAGCCAAGCCUUCAGCCAGAGUAUUUAUCUUCAGGAGGCAGUUUUGACUUCCUGCGGGAGUGCCAGGUGUCUCCUGUGCCGGACUCUGGCCUGAGCUCCUCUUCCACAUCAUCCAGUCUGAGCCUCGGGGGCAGCAGCAACAACCUGCCUGAAAUCGCCCAGGAGGUGGAGGAGCUGGUGGCCUCCAAUGAAAUGGAUGAGAAGACUAAUAAGCUCAUCGAGUUCCUAACUACAAGAGCCUACGGGCCCCUGUGGUGCCAUGAGGACAUUUCAGCAAAGAACCAGAACUCCAAAAGCACUGAGCAGCUGAGCAACUUUCUGCGACAUGUGAUAUCUGUGUUCAGAGAGUCUAAGUCAGAUUUCCACCUGGAGCAGCAGCUCAGCGACGUGGCCCUGCAGACUGCCUUGUGCAGUUCAUCGCGGCACUACGCCGGCCGUUCCUUCCAGGUGUUUCGAGCUCUACGCCAGCCCAUCUCAGCCCACGCUGUGUCCGAUCUGCUCUCGAGGCUGGUGGAAGUGGUGGGGGAGCAUGGAGAAGAAGUGCAGGGCUAUGUAAUGGAGGUGUUACUCACACUCGAGUCUGUGGUGGAUAACUUGGCAGAGUGUCUCAAGAACAGUGAUCUCAUGGCUAUCUUGACAAGAGCAUCAUCUCCAGAUUUCCUCACCAAUGGCAAGUUGACAUGCAACAGAAAGAGCACAGGGCAGCUCAAUCUUAGAGGAAUUGAGAGGAGCCGACAUCAGAGGAGCUCCUCUGUCCCCAAGAAGUUUGGGGAGGCAGACAGGUUCUCCGACCCGCCUCGCAGCGCCACAAUGGACCGUAUCCAGGCCUGUGUUCACCAGGGUGGCUUAGCCAAGGCCCGCAGCCCGUCCGCCUCUAAAGACAACAUCACCGACCCAACCAACAUCAACCACCCCAGUAACCUGUUGGCCACCAUCUUCUGGGUGGCAGUGUCCCUGAUGGAGUCAGACUUUGAGUUUGAGUAUCAGAUGUCCCUGAGGCUGCUGAACAAGCUGCUGGGCCACGUCUCGCUGGACAAGCAAGAGAACAGGGAGAAGCUGGAGAAACUGCAGAGUCAGCUGCAGUGGAGCAGCUUCACCGGGCUCCAGCAGCUGCUGCUGAAGGGCUUCACCUCUCUGUCCACCACCGACCUCACCCUGCAGCUCUUCUGCCAGCUCACACCUGUUUCACGAGUGCCUGUGGUGGACACGUCACAAGCCAUAGGUUUCCCCUUGAAUGUGCUCUGCCUGCUCCCUCAUCUCGUACAGAACUUUGAUGGCCCAACGCAGUUCUGUCAAGAUGUUGCCGAGAGGAUAUCCCAGGUUUGCCUUGAGGAGAAAAACGCUAAACUCUCCAACCUCGCUCAUGUCAUGACCUUGUACAAAACGCACUCCUACACACGAGACUGCUUCUCCUGGGUCAACGUGGUGUGUCGGUAUCUUCACGAAGCCUUCUCUGACAUCACCCUCAGCCUGGUCACCUACAUGGCAGAGCUUUUGGACAAAGGUCUUCCCAGCAUGCAGCAGACACUUCUACAGAUCAUCUACAGUCUCCUGAGUCACAUGGACCUGAGCGGCAUUCAGGCCAAACCUUUCAACAUAGAGGUGCUCAAGACCAUCGAGAAAUUUGUCCAGACUGCCCAUUGGAGGGAAGCGCUAAAUAUCCUGAAGCUGGUGGUUUCUCGAUCGGCCAGUCUAGUGCAGCCUUCGUCCCCGCAGAGUGACCUCUUCUACGAGGACGUCAGCCGCGUCUGGGACCGGUCCUCCAAGGCCCUGCCUGGGAAAACGCUGGAUUUCCACUUUGACAUAUCUGAGACGCCGGUGAUUGGUCGGCGGUACGAUGACCUGCAGGGCUCCCCAGGGCAAGAUGGGAAAAGCAGGGCCAUAGCAGUGACCCGCAGCACCUCCUCUACCUCCUCUGGGUCCACUUCCAACAACGUCCUGGUGCCUGUCAGCUGGAAGAGGCCACAGUCUUCACAGAAAAGAACGCGGGAGAAAUUGGUUAAUGUCUUAUCUUUGUGUGGACAAGAAGUGGGGCUCACAAAAAACCCUUCAGUGAUCUUCUCCAGCUGUGGAGAUCUGGACCUCAUAGAGCACCAGCCCAGCCUGGUGUCCUCUGAGGACGGGACGCGGGAACCUGACAACAUGGACGACACCACCUCAGAGCAGCAGUUCAGAGUCUUCAGGGACUUUGACUUCCUGGAUGUGGAGCUGGAAGAUGGAGAGGGAGAGACUAUGGACAACUUCAACUGGGGUGUGCGGAGACGCUCCAUGGACAGUCUGGACCAGAGUGACCUGCAGCCCCUGGAGGAGAGCCAGCUGUCCAGCAGCAUGCCCAGCCUCAGCAAGAUCACCCACGAAGACUCAGACGAAUCGUCCGAGGAAGACUCCCUCACUGCCAGCCAGAUCCUCUCCCACUCACAACUUAUUGUCAACCUUUCUCCGACCUCAGAGAUCAAUAAUAUGGACUCUCGCUCUGCCUCCUUUGACGCAUCUUCAGCUGACCCACCUCCUCUGAACACCAGAAAUGCUAGUUUCGAGGUCCAACUGCCAGAGGACUCGAAGCAGCGGCUUGAGGUGUCGCCAGACGAUGAAGACAUCAACAGCCCUGAGGACGACCUCUCUCUCUCCAUCAGUGAGCUGCCACCUGAGUUUCAGUGCGGCGACGGCUUCACACUGGACCUGCUUCACGCUGAUUACAAAGGAGAGCUGGACCUCGACUGCUGUCUGCCCAGUCUUGCCGAGGAGGAGAGAGACGACAUGCUGGAGCCUCGUUCGUCCCCACCGCCGUCGCCCUUCUUCUCUGCCAUCCUCGCGGCUUUCCAGCCGGCGGUGUGUGAUGACGCAGAGGAGGCUUGGCGAAGUCACAUCAACCAGCUGGUGUCGGACUCAGAUGGAUCUUGUGCAGUCUACACUUUCCAUGUGUUUUCAUCAUUAUUUCAGAGCAUCCAGAACAAGUUUUGCUCCUUGACAUGCGAUGCUGUGAAUUACCUGGGUGAUGGACUAAGAGGAAUAGGAUCAAAGUUUCUGAGGUCAUCUCAGAUGCUGACAUCUUGCUCAGAGUGUCCAACCCUGUUUAUUGAUGCAGACACUAUUAUGUCUUAUGGACUCCUGGAAAAAAUGAAAUUCAGUGUAUUGGAGCUUCAAGAGUAUCUUGAUACUUACAACAACAGAAAGGAAGCAGCUCUCUCUUGGCUGAGCAACUGUAAGGCCACCUUUCCCAGGGGUGCUGGAGGCACAGUGGUAACGUGUCAACCAGCGGAGCAUGAGGAAAAGCAACUGGAGCUCUGUCAACGACUCUACAAACUCCACUUUCAGCUGUUGCUGCUUUUUCAGUCCUACUGUAAGCUGAUUGGUCAGAUCCACGCAAUUAACUCUAUUCCUGAGCUGUCAAAUAUGUCCCGAGAGCUGAAUGAGUUGAAGGGCAGCCUGAGGGUAGCAGCAGCCUCAGUACCAAACGAUGAUGCGGCUGCCUGUGACAGUUCCUGCUCUGAGCCCACCUUCAGCUCCUCUGAGGUCGCUGUGCAGGCCAUCCUGGAGGGUCUGAAGAAUGGCGAGUUCCUGACAGCCAUCCGUUCCAUCCGCGAGUGCAGACGGAUGUGGCCUAAUGACAUCUUCGGCAGCCACUCUGAGGAUGAGAUCCAGACCCUACUGAAUAUUUACUUCAGACAUCAAACCUUGGGUCAGACGGGAACUUUUGCUCUGGUGGGCUCAAAGCAGGACCUUUCAGAGAUCUGUGUCAAGCUGAUGGAACUCAACGGAGAGAUUCGGGACAUGAUCCGACGAGCACAGGGCUACCGAGCCAUCACAACCUUCCUCCCAGAUUCCAGUGUUUCAGGCUCAAGUCUGUGAUGGCGGCCUUGAAGCUCGUAUCCUGUCCCAUGCUCAGCCUUUGGUCCUGUGUGGGGCUGCUGCUGUCGUCUCAGAGGUUACCAAGCCCUCAGCUCUCACCUGGGAAUAUCAAAACUUCAUUGUCUGUACUUACUCAGAGUAAAGACACAUCAGAAUGUCAUUAUUUUCAGAUCUUCAGAUGUGCAGCAAUACUGUUGGGUUGAGUGAGAUGAGAGACUUUGCUACAGCAAAGAUACUUAGGCUUUUAUUGCACUAAUAAUAAAUAAUGUCACAAAGCGACCACUUGCUACUGAGGUCAACAACUUUCACAUUUGACAAAUGACAUACCAAAGCUAAGUGAUUCUCCUUCAUUUAUGUUGUUUUAAUUUUCAAGGGAAAAUGUGCAAUGCUUCACGGAAGUGGACGACUUUUACUGUAUCCUGAAAGAAUGUAUUUGAAUUUCAGAGCUUUUGGCUCACAUGAAAAUUCUUCGAACAGGAAAAGGGAGGCUUCAUUGCUUGGUUAAAGUAAAGUGUAUGUGUGUGUGUGUGUGUGUGUGUGUGUUUGUGUGUGUGGAUGUGUGUGUGAACUUCAACCUGACGACCAUCGUGGAUGGAAUUAUGGAUACUGAUUUGCAUAAUAUUGUACACAUUCAACUACUCUGACAUGCUGCAGAUCUACUGUAAUGUUUCACAGACCUAGAUGCCGCUGUGUGGUUUAUCUGUUAUACUUAAAAUAUCUUACUGUAUCUUUUUACUGUGCAGCUUUUAGCAAAUAGAGAAAUUAUUUAUAUUAUUUGCAAAAGAUAAACAUGGUUUUAACUGACUAGUUUUAUAGAAAACAAAUGUUUUGUUCCAUCUGUUAAAACUGCCAAGCAUGCAAAUUGUAUGCACUAUAAAGUGUAAUAGUAAUAUUUAUGAACAUAUAAUAAACUAUUUUAACUGAAAAAUUGUACAUAGUGCAAUGGGGGCUUUGCUCAGACUUAUAAGAUUGUAUUUUUAUGAAUUUAAUUUACAAUUUGAGUUGCAUGUAGACUGAGAGAAAGACAUAUUUGUAAAGCUUCCAUAGGAACUGUUGAUGUAGCCUUUCACCUUGUAAAUACUACUGCCUUUGCAAUGUACUGUACUUUGGUGUUCUGUACACUUCUGUAACAAUAAAGAAAAAAACUACAUUUGUUAA